AUGUAUAGUACUAUUAAUGAUAAAUCAGAGAAUGAAGAUUUGAAUGAGGUGAUCGAAAUAAAUAUUAACAACAUUGCAAACAAGCUAGCCAACAUUUUAUAUAUUACUAAUGUUGGGAUGAAAGAAAAUUGUGAAUUAAAGAAUAAUUUACACUUUUCCAAGUUUUUAAAUGAUAUGAGAUCUUAUUGUGUUAAUUUAAUUCAGUCGAUUAAUAAUUUGAACAGUAAUUUUUAUAAUUUAACAUGUUUACCUGUACAUUCCAUUCCACGGAAUCCUUAUACGAAUAUUUUAGAUAUCAAUGUAAUUACGAAUAAUAUAAGUGUAGAUGAUAAUACUGAUAAAAUAAAAGAAAAACAAACAUUAUUACAAUCAUUUCACAAUAAAUAUGAUAAAAAUAAAACCAGUUUUCAUCAAUCUAUUAAACAUAUCGAAACUUUUAAUGACCAACUUUUUUCAGCCUUAAAUAAUUUAGAUCAUAUCAAAAUGUCCAUAAAAUAUCAAGACCAAGAAUCAUCUACUUAUGGAAAUGUUGUUUCUGAGAGAUUGAAAAAUAAACAAAAAGAUCAUGAACAUUUAGAGUUAUAUAUCGCUAGAGUACAUUAUGGUUUAUUCUAA
This is a messenger RNA of Plasmodium reichenowi, 615 nucleotides long. RefSeq lists its product as hypothetical. The coding region runs from base 1 to 615 and encodes 204 amino acids. NCBI's taxonomy places the organism in Eukaryota, Apicomplexa, Aconoidasida, Haemosporida, Plasmodiidae. The record is from RefSeq and is a predicted model, not a curated record. The transcript has a single exon.